This is a messenger RNA of Suricata suricatta (meerkat), 852 nucleotides long. Its product is annotated as olfactory receptor 6C70-like. NCBI's taxonomy places the organism in Eukaryota, Metazoa, Chordata, Mammalia, Carnivora, Herpestidae. Gene Ontology annotation, biological process: G protein-coupled receptor signaling pathway. The record is from RefSeq and is a predicted model, not a curated record. Gene Ontology annotation, molecular function: G protein-coupled receptor activity; olfactory receptor activity. Gene Ontology annotation, cellular component: membrane. The annotation marks the transcript as partial. The transcript has a single exon.
CACAAAAGAGAAAUGAAGAACCAUACAAAGCAGAUACAGUUUAUCCUUCUGGGACUGACAGAUAAUUCUCAGUUGCAGACUGUGAUUUUCUUAUUUCUACUUCUAAAUUACCUGUUGAGCAUGAUAGGAAACUUGCCCAUCAUUGCCCUCACGCUACUGGAUUCUCACCUCAAGACCCCAAUGUAUUUCUUCCUCUGUAAUUUCUCUUUCCUGGAAAUUUCAUUCACAAGUGCUUGUAUCCCCAGAUUCCUAAUCACCACUGUAACCAGAGAAAAGACCAUUUCCUAUAAUGAUUGUAUAUCUCAGUUAUUUUUCUACAUAUUAUUGGGGAUUAUGGAGUUUUUCCUUCUGGCAGCUAUGUCCUACGACCGCUAUGUUGCCAUCUGUAAACCUUUGCAUUAUACAUCUAUCAUGAGCCGCAGAAUUUGUCAUCAGCUUGUACUCAGUUCUUGGGCACCUGCAUUCCUGAUCAUUUUCCCUCCACUGAUUUGGGGUCUUAACCUGGAUUUCUGUGGCUCAAAUAUCAUUGAUCAUUUCAUUUGUGACAUUUCUCCUGUCCUGCAACUUUCUUGCUCAGACACACAUUUACUAGAACUGAUUGCUUUUUUUUUUUUAGCUGUGAUGAUCCUCAUUGUCACAUUGUUUUUAGUAGUCCUUUUUUACUCUUACAUCAUGAAGACAAUUCUAAAAUUCCCUUCAAUUCAGCAAAAGAAAAAAGCCUUCUCUACCUGCUCCUCUCACAUGAUUGUUGUAUCCAUCACUUAUGGUAGUUGUAUAUUCAUGUACAUAAAGCCAUCUGCAAAUGAAAGAGUCACUACAAGCAAAGGAGUAGCUGUGCUCAAUACUUCAGUU